AUGACUGAGUACUUCGAGCGAGACGUCAUGCCACCAGCGCUCAAGUCGCCAUGCCCGCCUACCUCGAGCAACAACAGUGCAGGGCCGUCUUCGCCGGGGAUCGAUCUGAGGCCAUUCAGGAUUGGCCCACCGCCAGGCAUUCAACGGCAUCCAGGAGUGCUCCGACUCAGCCUGCAAUCCGGCGAAGUCGACAUUCCGCCGGCAUUCUACGUGAGUCGAUUAGAGUUCAAGGGAGAAGACAUGGUGGCGGCCGAAUUUUGGUACGAGCGUCGUAGCCGUGACCUGCUUCCUGCCAUGCCGUUCUGUGGUGGGUUCAUCGACCCAGGAAGAAUGGGAUCGGAGGGUAGUUAUUACCUUGACCUUCCCUGUGAUCAGAAUGAGUGGUGCCAAUUCCGCGCUGCAAUGCGUGGUGAUGAUCCACCCACCAUUCCUUCGAAGCGAGCCCCAUUUCGUGCCAGAUCGGUGUACUGA
Trichosporon asahii var. asahii CBS 2479 is the source of this 471-nucleotide messenger RNA. RefSeq lists its product as uncharacterized. Bases 1 to 471 code for a protein of 156 amino acids. The record is from RefSeq and is a predicted model, not a curated record. The transcript has a single exon. NCBI's taxonomy places the organism in Eukaryota, Fungi, Basidiomycota, Tremellomycetes, Trichosporonales, Trichosporonaceae.